AUGCAUCACCACUCACCUUUCCCUCACCACAUUCACCCUACUCUCACUUCAUCCUCACCUUCCACCAGCCAACCAACAUCAACCCACCUUCUCCAUAUUGACACACUAAUCCCUCCUCACCAGGUCGAUUACGUCAAACUCGCCUCUAUCCUCGGCAUGGCCAACCACCGCUCCGCCUCUAACGCCUGGUCCAACUUAAAGAAGAAGAUCGCCGAACACAAGCCGGAAAUGUCCCUCCCUCCUCGACCCAAGGCCAAGGGCAAGGCCAACGGCACUGGUGCUACCAAGAAGGCCGCCACUAGCAAGGCUGCCAAGUCUCCCGUUGAGGUCAAGGACGAGUCUGAUGCCGAUGGCGAGUCUUCCACCGACAACAAGUCCGAGGAACCUGAGGAGAAGAAGCCCGCAGCCAAGAAGCCUGCUGCCAAGAAGACUGCUCCCGCCAAGAAGCCUGCUGCUAUCAAGAAGGAAGUAAAGGUCAAGAAGGAGGACACUCCCAGCGAGGAAGAGGAGGUCGAGGAGGAGGAUGUCGUCGUCGUCGUCAAGUCCGAGGCAAACAGCGACGCCGACGCCGACGCCAGCGAGGCCGAGACUGCCCCCGAGGAACAAGAGGCCGAGGGCGAGGCUGAGCCAGUCAUCAUCGCUGCCACCAAGAAACGUGGUCGCUCGGCCAAGGCAACCGAAGCUUCUCCCGCCAAGAAGGCUCGUACUACCGCUGCUGCUGCUGCUGUUACGCCCAAGAAGCCUGCUACCUCGAAGAAGACUGCUGCUCCCCGUGGCAAGACGGCGCAGGCUAAGGCUGCUGCUGCGAAGGCUGCUGAGGAGGCUACCAAGGUUAAGCAGGAGGACGAGGACAGCGGGUUGGACAUGGAAGAUGUCGGUGAUGAGAUCAAGGUCAAGACUGAGGACAAGGAUGAUGAGGACGAGGACGAGGAGAUGGGAUCAAGCGACAAGGAAGCGGAGGCAGGCAACAGUUCGGAGAUUGAGGCUGCUGAGCAAUUGAAGCGGGAGCAGGAUGAUGAUACCGCCGAGGGCGAGAUUUGA
Molecule: messenger RNA, 1041 nt
Organism: Sordaria macrospora k-hell
Lineage: Eukaryota; Fungi; Ascomycota; Sordariomycetes; Sordariales; Sordariaceae
Source: RefSeq, a predicted model, not a curated record